AAAAGGAAAUAACUAAAACAUCCAAAAGCAAAGAGUAGAAAGUUGGAGUUUUGAAAGACUGUUGAAAGACUCCCCCAUUUGGGGGUACUAAAUCACAUUAUAAAAUUGCAAAACUGUCAGGGUGUAAUUAACCUAUGUUGCUUCAUAUUCCUGAUGCAGCAAUUGUUUAAGGCAUGGCUUUAAAGAGGACUACAAGAGAGCUGUGAGUGGCACAUGAUGCUGUGAACCUCAGGGUGCUCGCCAGGGAAGGGCCCUACCCAGAAGGACAGAAAGAAAGCCAGGAGGGGUAGAGUUUGAAGAGAAGAUCAUGUUCUCCCUGAAGACGCUUCCAUUUCUGCUCUUACUCCAUGUGCAGAUUUCCAAGGCCUUUCCUGUAUCUUCUAAAGAGAAAAAUACAAAAAUUGUUCAGGACUACCUGGAAAAGUUCUACCAAUUACCAAGCAACCAGUAUCAGUCUACAAGGAAAAAUGGCACUAAUGUGAUUGUUGAAAAGCUUAAAGAAAUGCAGCGAUUUUUUGGGUUGAAUGUGACGGGGAAGCCAAAUGAGGAAACUCUGGACAUGAUGAAAAAGCCUCGCUGUGGAGUGCCUGACAGUGGUGAAUUUAUGUUAACCCCAGGAAACCCCAAGUGGGAACGCACUAACUUGACCUACAGGAUUCGAAACUAUACCCCACAGCUGUCAGAGGAUGAUGUAAAAACAGCUAUUGAGAAAGCCUUUGAAGUCUGGAGUAAGGCAUCACCUCUUACCUUCACCAGGAUCUCACAGGGAGAGGCAGAUAUCAACAUUGCUUUUUACCAAAGAGAUCACGGUGACAAUUCUCCAUUUGAUGGACCCAAUGGAAUCCUUGCUCAUGCCUUUCAGCCAGGCCAAGGUAUUGGAGGAGAUGUUCAUUUUGAUGCCGAAGAAACAUGGACCAAAACCUCCGCAAAUUACAACUUGUUUAUUGUUGCUGCUCAUGAAUUUGGCCAUUCUUUGGGGCUUGCUCACUCCUCUGACCCUGGUGCCUUGAUGUAUCCCAACUAUGCUUUCACGGAAACCAGCAACUACUCACUCCCUCAAGAUGACAUCGAUGGCAUUCAGGCCAUCUAUGGACCUUCAAGCAACCCUGUCCAACCUACUGGACCAAGCACACCCAAACCCUGUGACCCCAGUUUGACAUUUGAUGCUAUCACCACACUCCGUGGAGAAAUACUUUUCUUUAAAGACAAGUACUUCUGGAGAAGGCAUCCUCAGCUACAAAGAAUCGAAAUGAAUUUUAUUUCUCUAUUCUGGCCAUCCCUUCCAACUGGUAUGCAGGCUGCUUAUGAAGAUUUUGACAGAGACCUCAUUUUCCUAUUUAAAGGCAACCAAUACUGGGCUCUGAGUGGCUAUGACAUUCUGCAAGGUUAUCCCAAGAAUAUAUCAAACUAUGGCUUCCCCAGCAGUGUCCAAGCAAUUGACGCAGCUGUUUUCUACAGAAGUAAAACAUACUUCUUUGUAAAUGACCAAUUCUGGAGAUAUGAUAACCAAAGACAAUUCAUGGAACCAGGUUAUCCCAAAAGCAUAUCAGAUACCUUUCCAGGAAUAGAGAGUAAAGUUGAUGCAGUUUUCCAGCAAGAACACUUCUUCCUUUUCUUCAGUGGACCAAGAUAUUACGCAUUUGAUCUUAUUGCUCAGAGAGUUACCAGAGUUGCGAGAGGCAAUAAAUGGCUUAACUGUAGAUAACGGCUGAACCAAAAUCAAAUGUGGCUGUAUCCAUUUUCAGAACGCAGAAGGGAAGUUCAGCAUGCAUUUUCAUUACAUUGUGUCCCGCUUAGACUUUUCUCAAUAUUAAGUCAUUGUUUCCCAUCAAUGUAUCCAUUUUGCCUGUCCUCAGUGAAAAUAUGUUUGGAAUAUUCCACUGUUUGCAGAGGCUUAUUCAGUUCUUACACAUUCCGUCUUAAAUUAGUGAUUCCAUCAAAGAGAAGGAAAGUAAGCCUUUUUGUCACCUCAAUAUUUACCAUUUCAAUACUUACAUAUCUGACUUCUAGAAUUUAUUGUUAUAUUACUUGCUUAUCUGACUUCAUACAUCCCUCCGUCUCUUAAAAUGUCCUAUGUAUAUCUUCUACAUGCAAUUUAGAACUAGAUUUUGGUUAGAAGUAAGGGUUAUAAACAACCUAGACAGUACCCUUUGCCUUUACAGAAAAUAUGGUGCUGUUUUCUACCCUUGGAAAGAAAUGUGGAUGAUAUAUUUUGUGGGUUGAAUUGUGUCCUCCAUAAAAGAUAUGCUGAAGUUCUAACCCCAGGUACCUAUGAAUGUGAGCUUACCAGGGUCUUUGCAGAUGUAAUUAGUUAAGUUAAGGUGAGAUCACACUGAAUUAGGGUGGGCCCUAAAUCCAUUACGACUGUUGUUCUUAUAAGAAGAAGAGAGACAUAGCUACCUAGGGGAGGAGGACAUGUGAAGACAGAGGCAGAGAUUGGAGUAACACAUCUCCAAGCCAAGGAAUUCCAAGGACUGUAAGCCACCAGUAGAAGCUUCGAAGAGGCAAGGAAGGAUUCCCUCCAAUAGCCUUCAAGUGUGACCCUGCUGACGUCUGCAGAAUUCGGACUUCUAUCCUCCAAAACUGUGAGGGAAUAAAUUUCCUUUGUUGUAAGCCACCAAGUUUGCAGUACUUUGUUACAGCAACCCUAGACAUGAGGUACUAAACACAGUACAUCUACACAUAUGAAAAUGAAUCAACACAGACUGCAGAAGUGGAACCCUUGCUAAGGACUACUGGGCAUCUUCCCAGGAUAGCAGCCAAAAGAGAACCACCACUUCCUCUCCUGCCUCCUCCUUGCUGUCUCCUAGAGUCCAAACCCAAAUGGGCCAGUUGGAUGUGAUGUUCCUCAGUUCUCUACUUCUAUUUCCUGGGGUACUCAGGAGGGCACACAUUAUAGAUAACUUGGGUUUGCUGCAUAAAAUUCAAUGUCUCAUUAAGUUGCAUUAAACUGAGCUUAGAUGCGUAAGUUUGCUAAUGGAUGGGUUUUUUUGUUAAGAACUAUAGGAUUUAUGGGACCAUGUCUAGCGAGUCCAGAUGUCAAAAUCAUUGUAAUGUUAUAUUUGCUGUUAUUAGAAUAUAAUAUAGCUUAUUAUACAAUAAAUAUGUAGACUGUAAAAUAUAUUUCUCACUAGUACCUCCUAUUUUCUUUCUCUGUUGAAGUUUUCAAAUCCCACAGAUAAUUAAUUUGGCACCUUUAUUCUUGUUCAAAAAUUAAAAUAAUCUAUUAAAUAAGUUCAAAUUGAA
This is a messenger RNA of Pongo pygmaeus (Bornean orangutan), 3246 nucleotides long. RefSeq names its product matrix metallopeptidase 8 (gene MMP8). Gene Ontology annotation, cellular component: extracellular matrix. The record is from RefSeq and is a predicted model, not a curated record. The transcript has 10 exons. NCBI's taxonomy places the organism in Eukaryota, Metazoa, Chordata, Mammalia, Primates, Hominidae. Gene Ontology annotation, molecular function: zinc ion binding; metalloendopeptidase activity. The coding region runs from base 308 to 1705 and encodes 465 amino acids. Gene Ontology annotation, biological process: proteolysis; extracellular matrix organization; collagen catabolic process.